Molecule: messenger RNA, 2598 nt
Organism: Lontra canadensis (Northern American river otter)
Lineage: Eukaryota; Metazoa; Chordata; Mammalia; Carnivora; Mustelidae
Gene: SCML4
Product: Scm polycomb group protein like 4
Exons: 9
Coding region: 294-1637 (447 amino acids)
Molecular function (GO): protein binding
Source: RefSeq, a predicted model, not a curated record
UUGCUGUAGCUAUGGUAAAUCGAGUUUUCUGCCUGUGCUGAAUGCAUUAGUCUAAUGAGAUGUUUGCAGCCGGAGAGCGGGGCUGCUGGAGACUCACUGUGAGCUACUAACACACGGGUGGAAGAUUAGCUUUUGUAAUACUCGAUUUGCAUGUACUGAAAGUCAUCUGUCUUCUGAGUCAACAUUCCCGGCCUGGUCAAGAAUCUGAUCAGGGCUCCGGUGAACCAGCCGUAGCACCUCUUCUGCCUGUGAGCGAUUUGUCACUUCCUUCUGUAAGACUGGCACCGGCAGACAUGCAGUCCCAGAGGAUCCCAGGGAGAAAGCGAGGCCGACCCCCACUUCACUCAACACCUAUGAAGAUGGCGGUUCGUAACCUUUAUUCCGCUUCAGCUGGCGCUUUGCCAGCAGUGAAGAUCCCCAAGAAAAGAGGGCGGAAGCCUGGGUACAAGGUCAGCAGAAAGACAGAGCUUCCGGAAGAAUUGGUAAUGAAUUCAACCUUUAUCCCUUUGGUUCUCUGCAGUUCCUCCAACUGCUGGAAAAUAAAAAUGCUCAAGUCUCGGGUUCUUAUGACUCCUUUAGCCCUCUCACCUCCGCGGAGCACACCGGAGCCCGACCUCAGCUCCAUCCCUCAGGAUGCAGCCACCAUACCCAGCUUGGCGGCCCCACAGGCUCUCACAGUCUGCCUCUACAUCAAUAAGCAAGCCAAUGCAGGGCCGUACUUGGAGAGGAGGAAGCUGCAACAGCUCCCUGAACACUUUGGGCCCGAGAGACCAUCGGCGGUCUUGCAGCAGGCUGUGCAAGCGUGCAUCGACUGUGCCCACCAGCAGAAGUUGGUCUUCUCCCUGGUCAAACAGGGCUAUGGCGGUGAGAUGGUGUCAGUCUCAGCAUCCUUCGAUGGGAAACAGCACCUGAGGAGCCUGCCUGUGGUGAACAGUGUUGGGUAUGUCCUUCGCUUCCUCGCCAAGCUGUGCCGAAGCCUCCUGUGUGAUGACCUCUUCAGCCACCAGCCCUUCUCCAGGGGCUCCAGUGGCUCUGGGGAAGCCCAGGAGAAGAAGGAAGGCAGGAUGGAGUCAGCAAAAACAGCCACCACUGAGGAGUGCCUGGUGAAACCUGUAGGCAUGAACCGCUACAGCGUGGACCCCUCCACCUCCGCCUUUAGCCACAGGGGCUCCUUCCCCACCUCCUCCUCGCUGUACUGCAAGAGGCAGAACUCUGGAGAUGGCCAUCUUGGGGGAGGCCUGGCCACCACUGCCAAUGGUCCCCGUUCCAGCCCCAUGUCCUCUGGAGGCCCCUUGGCACCUGGGCUGAGGCCCCCAGGCUCCAGCCCCAAGAGAAACGGGACCUCUCUCGAAGGAAACAGAUGUGCCUCGAGCCCUUCCCCCGACGGGCCAGACGCCAGGCAGCCACGGAGCAGGAACCCUUCCACCUGGACUGUGGAGGAUGUGGUCUGGUUCGUGAAAGACGCUGACCCGCAGGCUCUGGGUCCACACGUGGAGCUCUUCAGAAAGCACGAGAUUGACGGCAAUGCUCUCUUGUUGCUGAAGAGUGAUAUGAUCAUGAAGUACUUGGGUCUGAAGCUGGGACCUGCACUGAAACUCUGCUACCAUAUCGAUAAACUGAAGCAAGCCAAAUUCUGAAGGUUUCUCAAAAGAUGGAAGUGAAGUCCAGACAAGCAGGUCUCAGGAUCGUCUUCUGCCUUACCAACAUCCAGCCGCCAUCACAAAAUGGCUUCUCUCCUGAAAAAUAACAUCCACAAAGACUGGGUCUUUUUCUAAAACUUGUGCAUCUCUGCCUUUUAAAAAAUUCAACAUGGCCCUUUCAAAAGGCUCCUCUAUGUUAAUGAUUUGCCAAAAAUUAAUGGAAAAGCCUAUUAUUUUAGCAUUCCUGGUAGCUCGGUUGCUGUGAGUAGGGGUCCUGUCUUUAUGAUGAGAGAUCAGGGACCCCAAUGCUACUGCCCAAGGAGAUCCCUGGAGGGUUCCACGGAUGUGAGAAGAAAAGACCUUUGUCUCUACGGGAACUCCACCAUAGCACCACCCGUUUUAAACGUUUUUAACUCUGCCCCAGGAGACCUGUCAUUGUGAGCCUUGCUUAAUUCAGCUCUGGAAGCUGUCUUCUGAGGAAACAUGCCUCCUCACCUUGCACUAUCUGGAAAACUUGAAUUCUUUUGCUCUCUGAAAGAGAAGGAAAAAAAAAAAUCUUUUCUAUUCCGAGUUAAUUGAAGUACUGUGUUGUGCCACUAGGGGGCAGACUGCUAAUGAAGUUUCAAGACCCUCCCAGCAGCAGCCUGCUGAUUUAGUACUCACUGGGCGGGUUAGGGUCUCUGUGGACUAGAUCUAGCCCACACAGAUAUGGGGAAUUUCUUCUACAGUCAGCACCACAGAUUGCAACAUGGGGAAGAAACUAUCUUCUAGAACGUUCUAGUUCAUAUCCAGUCAUUAUUGACUGACUGUGAUGCACAAGCAGCAAAGGCAAAAAUUUAGAAGUAUGUUCUUCCCAGAUGGGGCUUUGGAAUUCCCUCCCUUUCAGAGUCCUCACUGGGGUGUCGACGUGUUGGCGCGCAGAAGAGUCGUACUGACAUUUAGCCAUGGGUGUUUCUUU